UGCAGUUCUAAAGAACUUUCAUUUCAUCAAGGAGGGAAUUGGGGUGAUAUCUUUCGUUCAUAUUGGCUGAAAGAACUUGAUUAACAUGAAUUCUCAUUACAGUUGAGAAACAGAAAAUGGAAGGAAGGGAGGGCAUGUCUUACACUCCAGCAGUUCCAGAAGGAAGACAUGAUGAUCAAAACCUUACCUGCCAACAGCCAAGAAAGAGGAUGAACAAGAAGAUCAUGAACAAGAAGAGAUUUAGUGAUGAACAAAUCAAGUCACUGGAGUCCAUUUUUGAAUCAGAGACGAGGCUCGAGCCUAGGAAGAAGGUGCAACUGGCAAGAGAGCUUGGGCUGCAACCACGCCAGGUUGCCAUAUGGUUUCAAAACAGAAGGGCUAGAUGGAAGUCAAAACAUAUAGAGCAAGAAUACAGAAAACUGAGAGAUAAUUACGAGAAUUUAGCAUCUCAGUUUGAGUCCUUAAAGAAAGAGAAGCAAUCCUUGCUCAUACAGUUGCAGAACCUAGGUGAUCUGCUGAGUGAAAACCAUGAUGGGAACGGGGAGAUCAGCAGCAAGGGUUUGGAAGGAAAUAGCACAGCAGGUAGAUCAGAUGAUGGAAGUUCUGACAGUGAGACUAAAGCAAAGUCGAGUUGCUUCCAGAAAGGAAUGGAACACAAGGGAGUAAUGAUCCCAAAUGAAGAGGAGAAUGGCGUUGGAAGCUUUGGGGAGGAAGGACACGGAUUUCUGAACAGGACCGAACCAAAUGGUCCCUUAGCAUCACUCGACGAAUGGUACAGUACCUAUGAUUCAGGUGGUCUUCUUGAUCACUUAUGUGGCAGUUCAUACUGGCUGAAUUCUAGGAGUUGAAAAAUGCACCUCGCUCAACUUGAAUGAAAGAUCAAAAGAAACACAUGCAGGAGAGAGGGAAUGUGAAGUGGAUGGCUCAAGUACGUCUUGAAUUUUUUGCCAAGCAUCCAAAACUAUGUUAGAUUGGAAACCUCACACUGACAUGAUUUGGCCAGAAAUUAAGAACAAAAGUAAAUUUCAGAACAGAGAGAACUCAGAGAGAAGUGAAGCCGGCGAAGAGGAUUAGCCACUAGUUAGUAAUUAGAGGUUCGUUCAGACAUGUAUGCCAGCGUGAGUGUGUGCAUGUUUUGUGAGGCAAGAAUAUGUAAGUCGUAAAAGUCUGAAGAGCAUCAAACGAUAUAGAGAAUGUUUGAGAUGAUUGCUUGAAAAAUAUAGCAUUAUAAUGUUUCAUUAUAUUGAAAUAUGUAAAUAGUUAUUUUGUAA
Carya illinoinensis is the source of this 1271-nucleotide messenger RNA. RefSeq names its product homeobox-leucine zipper protein ATHB-7-like. Gene Ontology annotation, molecular function: sequence-specific DNA binding; DNA-binding transcription factor activity, RNA polymerase II-specific. The coding region runs from base 117 to 848 and encodes 243 amino acids. NCBI's taxonomy places the organism in Eukaryota, Viridiplantae, Streptophyta, Magnoliopsida, Fagales, Juglandaceae. Gene Ontology annotation, cellular component: nucleus. The transcript is spliced from 2 exons. Gene Ontology annotation, biological process: positive regulation of DNA-templated transcription. The record is from RefSeq and is a predicted model, not a curated record.